AUGCCAAACGCCGCAACUUCAUCAAAGGUUGCAAAGAGGGACAGCGAGAGUUCUUCAUCAUUCUUCUCAACAUCCAAAUAUUUUGAUGAAGUUUUUAGAUCUCAUUUAGGAUUAAUCAGAUAUUUGAUAAUGAAAGGGCAAGAGGAGAGAGAUAUAUGCCGGAAAGGCAUUCGGACCUACAGAGAUGAUUUGAAUCUCGAGAGAGGAGAUGAAAUUUCGCCUGCACUUUCGAGAGCAAUUGAGGAAUCAAUGAUUUCAAUAGUCGUCUUCUCGAAAGAGUAUGCUUCUUCUAGCUGGUGCUUGAAUGAGCUCUUGCAUAUUCUCAAAUGCAAGAAUGAAGAGGGUCAAAUUGUUUUAUCCGUCUUUUACAACAUCGAUCCGUCGGAUAUUAGGAAACAGAAAGGGCGUUAUGCUAUUGCCUUUGCUGCACACAAAAAACGUUUUGGGCCGAAAAAAGUGGAGGAGUGGAGAAAUGCUUUAACUGUUGCAGCUGAUCUAUCUGGCUUUCAUUCACAAGAUCAGUAUGAGACGGAAUUAAUUGAGAAGAUUGUUAAAGAUGUAUUGAGGAAAUUAAAUCGAUUGCCACAAAUUAGUAUUGCUACAAAGGGACUUGUUGGAAUAGAUCAACAACUUGAGGAAAUUGAAUCCUUGUUAUGCUUUGGAUUACCAAAUCCUCGUGUCAUAGGCCUUUGGGGGCUUGGUGGUAUAGGCAAGACUACUCUUGCCAUUGAAAUUUUCAAUCGAUUCUCUUAUCGAUUUGAAAAUUGCUGCUUUCUUGAGAAUGUUAGGAAAAAUUCAGAAAAGCGUGGACUGCCUUACCUAGAAAUCAAACUUUUUUCGAAUCUACUGGAGGAAAGAGAUCUAGAAAGUCCAGCCAACAGCUCUGUGAGAAAUAGGCUCCACAAUAAAACGAUGCUCAUUGUUCUUGAUGAUGUUGAUAAUAUAAGGCAGCUGGACUGUUUGUUAGGAGGUGGCAGUUGGUUUGGCCCAGGAAGUAAAGUCAUCAUGACGACUAGAGAUGCACAACUCCUUAAAAAGUAUGCCGAUGAAAUACACCAAGUUAAGCCAUUAGAUUUCGAGAAAGCACUUGAACUCUUUUAUUUGAAUGCCUUUAAAACAAAGCCCUCCAUUACACGUUUCAUUGAAUUGUCGGAAGCAAUAGUAACUUAUACCGGAGGCAAUCCUCUUGCUCUGAAAAUUUUAGGUUCCUCCCUUCAUUCUCAAGCCGUAGAAUAUUGGGAACACACAUGGAAUAAGCUAAAAAUAAUUCCCCAUUCAGACGUUCAAAAGGUGUUGAAAAUAAGUUAUGAUGGGCUAGAUGAUAAGGAGCGGGAUAUUUUCCUUGAUAUUGCAUAUUUUCUUAAAGGGGAGAGAAGAGAUUUUAUAGAGAGCAUACUAGAUAAUUGUGGUUUGUUUCCACGUUUGGGGAUUGAAGUUCUCAUAAACAAGUCUCUCAUUACCAUUUUUAAGGGCAAAGUUCGGAUGCAUGAUUUGAUACAAGAGAUGGGUUGGGAAAUUGUUCGCCAACAAUCUAUUAAAGAUCCUGGUGAGCGUAGCCGGUUGUGGAUUCCUCACGACGUCUAUAAUGUUCUAAAAAACAACAGAGGAACCAGAGCAAUCGAAGGAAUAUACCUUGACAUGUCUAUGAUUGAUGAUGAUCUACACUUGAAACCUACAGUUUUCAACGAGAUGCAUAGACUGAGAUUGCUCAAGAUAUACAUUGCAAAUCAUUCUGAUGAUCAUAAAUUCAAAAUAUAUCUUACUGAAGGUCUGCAGUUUCUUCCUCCUUCCUUAAGAUAUCUUUGCUGGUAUAGCUACCCAUUAAAAUCUUUGCCAUCGAAUUAUGAGGGGGAAUAUCUCGUUGAACUUGACAUGCCCUGUAGCGAGCUUAAGCAACUUUGGAGUGGUGUACAGAAUCUUAGAAAUUUGAAGCGUAUUAAUCUUGAUCCUGGUGAGCGUAGCCGGUUGUGGAUUCCUCAAGACGUCUAUAAUGUUCUAAAAAACAACAGAGGAACCAGAGCAAUCAAAGGAAUAUACCUUGAUAUGUCUAUGAUUGAUGAUGAUCUACACUUGAAACCUACUGUUUUCAACGAGAUGCAUAGACUGAGAUUGCUCAAGAUAUACACUGCAAAUCAUUCUGAUGAUCAUAAAUUCAAAAUAUAUCUUACUGAAGGUCUGCAGUUUCUUCCUCCUUCCUUAAGAUAUCUUUGCUGGUAUAGCUACCCAUUAAAAUCUUUGCCAUCGAAUUAUGAGGGGGAAAAUCUUGUUGAACUUGACAUGCCCUGUAGCGAGCUUAAGCAACUUUGGAGUGGUGUACAGAAUCUUAGAAAUUUGAAGCGUAUUAAUCUUGGUUAUUCCAAGCAACUGAUCAAACUUCCAGAUCUAUCUCGAGCUCCAAAGCUUGAAAGUAUUAAUCUUGAGGGCUGUAGAAAUUUAGUUGAAGUUCCUCCUCUCAAUUUCCAAGGAUUUUUUGGAUCUCUUACACUAUGUGGUUGCAUUAAGAUUAAAUCACUCCCAAAGAUAUCAGGGAAUAUCAACUACUUGAAUUUAGACUUGACUGGAAUAAAAGAAUUGCCCUUAUCAAUUAGGCGUUUUGAAAGUCUUGUGGAAUUGAGCCUUCGUGGUUGUCAACAUAUCAAGAAUCUUCCAGCAACUACUUUUCCGAGAAAUAUACAAGUUUUAAAUUUGAGCGACUUGUCAAUAAAACAAGUGCCCUUAUCAAUUGAGUUGUUAGAAAAUCUUGUGGAAUUGAGCCUCGAAGGUUGUCAACAUAUCAAGCAUCUUCCAGCAGUUCUUCCGAGAAAUCUGGAAAUAUUGAAUUUACGAAACUCAUCAAUAGAACAAGUGUCUUCGUUGUCAAUUGAGGGUCUUGAUUGUCUAAGGGAAUUUUAUCUUGGAGGAUGCAAAAUGCUUGAGAAUCUAAGCGGGAACCCAUUUGAGAAUAUACCAUCAAGCAUCAUAAAACUUCAUCGGCUGAGAAUACUCGACAUUAAAAAUUGCAAGAAGCUCCGAUCUUUGCCACAACUUCCAUCGUCUGUUACGCAUCUUGAUGCAAGUGGAUGUACUUCUCUGGAGACAAUAUCAAGUUCGGGGUGCUGGAAACUAGGAUUCAACAUACAGCAUGUGACUCGCCCUUUCAUUUCCAAAACAUUUUCGUUCCGAAAUUGCUGGAAACUAGAACGGAAUGCACGUAGCAUUUUAAUUGAUUUCUUAUACGGAGUUGAUAAAUUGAAUUUGGAAGGAAGACGUCAUACAAUUGAAGUAUGUUAUCCGGGAAAUGAAAUUCCAAAGUGGUUCAGGCAUCAAGACGAGGGGAUUUCAACAACUAUGAAGCUUCCCCAUGGUUGGCAUAAUUCUAAUUUUAUGGGUUUUGCCAUUUGCAUUGUUGCUCCACUAAUCCCAGCAGGCGCAGGCUCCAAUUCUUCUAAGUGCGAAUGGCGUGAAGAAAUUAGGUUUGACUUACAUCUUAAAACCAAGUACGGUCAAAUCUACAAAUAUGAUAACAAUAGCGGGGGUGAUUUCUGGAUCUACCACGAUGAUGAGGAGGAGGAGGCUAAAAUCUUAAGUAGUGAUAUUAGCUCGGACCAUGUGUUCAUGCAAUGCGUCACUAACAGCUUGUUCAACAGACACCCUGAUGCAAUGGAGGCAUCAUUCUAUUUCAAAUUUAGAGUUUUUAAGAAUGGUGUUCUUCCGCAAAAUGAGAAUUGUGAUUUGAUUGUGAAAAGGAUUGGAGUUGGGUUGGUAUAUGCACGCAAAUGA
Morus notabilis is the source of this 3759-nucleotide messenger RNA. RefSeq names its product putative disease resistance protein At4g11170. Gene Ontology annotation, molecular function: ADP binding. Gene Ontology annotation, biological process: defense response; signal transduction. The record is from RefSeq and is a predicted model, not a curated record. NCBI's taxonomy places the organism in Eukaryota, Viridiplantae, Streptophyta, Magnoliopsida, Rosales, Moraceae.